This is a messenger RNA of Closterium sp. Yama58-4, 2712 nucleotides long. The record is from the annotation of a GenBank genome assembly. NCBI's taxonomy places the organism in Eukaryota, Viridiplantae, Streptophyta, Zygnematophyceae, Desmidiales, Closteriaceae.
AUGGACACCAUGGAAAGCCUGAUGCUCAAUCCGCCCGAUCAGCAUCCGACAAGUGGCAUGCCAUCUGGCAUGGUCGGAGAUUACAGCAGCAUCUUAUCCUCCAGCUCAUCGCAGUUUUACACGUCAGAUCCUCUCGGCCAAUCCUGGAACCCGCCUCCCCUACCUACGGAUUCCUCCCCCGUAACAUCCGCCGCGUUUGGCGGGUUCCCUGACGUGGGCUUGGAUCCGGCACCGCCGCCUUAUCACGAGGCUCUGCAAGCGCCACGUGUCGGUGACGUCAGCAGCAGCGAUAUAUUUUCAGGGUUAGGCUUAUCCGCAUCAGGCGGAUUAGGAGGCUCGGAUUUCGGGCUUGGCAUGCCCGCAGGUGGCGCCGACAUUCACGGCGGUCUUCCCGGGGGGGUCUUUCCAGGAGGCGUUGGGGGGUUCCCUGGUGGGAGUGGUGGGCUAGAAGCGGCAUCUGCGGCGGCAAAUGCGGCGUCUCUUACGGGGCCAGUGGUUGGCACAGUACCAGGCCAAGUGGCUGGCGAAAAUGGCGGCGCCGGCGGCGGUGGUGGUAAAGGACAAGGGAUGCCGCCCGAUUUCAUAGACGUGAGAGUAGUGGGUUCCAAGAAGCUUCAGGAGGCGGGCGGCUCCAUGAUUCCCGGAGGGGGUUCUUACGUGGCAUAUGUGAUUGAAACGAAGACGAAUGUGCCUGAAUACGGUGCCCCGUCUGCCCGCGUGGAGAGAAGAUUCCGCGAGUUUGUCGCCCUGGCUGACAGACUCGCAGAGACGCAUCGCGGGUACUUCAUCCCGGUGCGGCCGGACAAGAACGUGGUGGAGAGUCAGGUGCUGCAGGGGACGGAGUUUGUGAAGACGAGGCAGGUGGAGCUCGAUAAAUACGUGCAGCGUCUAGCACGGCACCCUGCAAUUCGCAGGAGCACGGAUUUGAUUUCCUUCCUGACGUCGUCAGAGAGAUUCCAGCCCGCCACGUCAGUAGACAUCGCUUCCCGCGUGCUGGAAGGUGCCGUGAAGCUUCCCCAGCAGCUGUUUGGGGCGGCAGACUCCAUCACGCCGGCAGAAGCUGCCAAACCGGCGGGCGGCGGGAGGAACCUUCUGAGAAUGUUCAAGGAGUUUGGGCAGUCCGUGGCAAACGAUUGGACGGGCAAGCCGCCAGCUGUCAGUGGAUCCACGUCAGCAUCAGCAGGGGGUGGAGGAGCCGGAGGAGGAGGAACGUCCACGUCAGCAUUGGAAGCAGGAGCAGGAGCGGGAGCAACAGACGAAGAACCUGGAAAUCCCGGCGGAAAACGACAAACGGCGCCGACCGCAGCGGAGGUCGAGGCGGACGAGGCGCGGUUCGGUUCGGCCCGAGCCAAGCUGGCAGACCUGGACAAGCACCUUGCCGAGGCUACAGCCGGCGCGGUGGGAAUGAUGCAGGCCCAGGACGGCUGUAGCCGCAUUGUGGGGUCCCUGGGGAUCACGUUCGGGUCAUUGGCUAAGCUGCAGGGGCAGCGCCUGGCGGAUGGGGGUGCGGGGGGGGCAGGGGGAGGCGCAGGGGGAGGGGGAGGGGGAGGGGGAGGCGGAGGGGGAGGGGGAAGUACAGCAGGAGGGGGGGCGGAAGGGGGAACUGGGUCGGAGGCAGUGGGAGGAGGCGGGGAUAAGGGGGUGGGGCAACGGGAGCGGGCGUUUGUGGCGGAGUGUCAGAGCAUGGGCAAGGGCAUGGUGCGCAGUGCUCAGUUGUUACACAGUGUGGUGGAGCGGAACAAACGCACUCUGGUGAGACUGCAGGGUUGGGUUGGGUUGGGCUGGGUUUUCUGUGAUAGCUCCACAUGUUGUGAGAGCGUGGGCAAGGGCAUGGUGUGGAGUGCUCAGUUGUUACACAGCGUGGUGGAGAGAAACAAACGCACUCUGAGACACAUGUCAACCCUUUCCCCACCUCUCCCACCUCCGUCCCCCCGCUCCCACCUCUCUCCCCCUGCCCCCGCGCUCCCACCUCUCCUACCUCUGCCCCCGCGCUCCCACCUCUCUCCCUCUGCCCCCCGCUCCCACCUCUCCUACCUCUGCCCCCGCGCUCCCACCUCUCUCCCCCUGCCCCCGCGCUCCCACCUCUCCUACCUCUGCCCCCGCGCUCCUACCUCUCCUACCUCUGCCCCCGCGCUCCUACCUCUGCCCCCGCGCUCCCACCUCUCUCCCUCUGCCCCCCGCUCCCACCUCUCCUACCUCUGCCCCCGCGCUCCCACCUCUCUCCCCCUGCCCCCGCGCUCCCACCUCUCCUACCUCUGCCCCCGCGCUCCCACCUCUCUCCCGCUGGCCCCCGCCCUGUCUUAUCCGCACCAGUCCAUCCUCCUCGAGUAUCACAAAACAACGGCUGCCGCCCGGACGGCCCUUGCGGACCGGUCCCAGGCGCUGCUGACGUGGCAGACGCUGGAGAGCGAUCUGGGCGGCAAGAAGACAAAGCUGGACCGGUUAGGGUCGGUGGACGGAUCAGAUCCCGCCAAGCAGAAGAAGGCUCAGGAGCUUCAGAGGGAGAUUCAGGCGCUGGAGAAGGCUAAAGAGGCUGCUAUUAACGAGUACAAGAAGAUCACUGAGCGCAACACAGCAGAGCUGCAGCGGUUUGAAAGUGAGAGGAAGCAGGAGUUUCUCGCAAUGCUGGGCAAUUUCGUUCAAGACCAGGUGCUAUGUGCACAGAAGAUGGCAGCAAUAUGGGCACCAGUGGGGGAGGAUCGCCCAUGUUAG